Molecule: messenger RNA, 3115 nt
Organism: Corticium candelabrum
Lineage: Eukaryota; Metazoa; Porifera; Homoscleromorpha; Homosclerophorida; Plakinidae
Product: insulin-degrading enzyme-like
Exons: 31
Coding region: 29-2950 (973 amino acids)
Biological process (GO): peptide catabolic process
Cellular component (GO): mitochondrion; cytosol
Molecular function (GO): metalloendopeptidase activity; metal ion binding
Source: RefSeq, a predicted model, not a curated record
UCUACACACCAAUCGAUGACCUGCUGCAAUGAAGGUUAAAGAAGUAGUAGAGGACAUUGUGAAGUCUCGAGAAGACAAAAGAUGCUACCGAGGACUUGUGUUGGAGAAUGACAUGAAGGUCUUGCUAAUUAGUGACGUCACGACGGACAAAGCUGCAGCUUCAAUGGACGUACACGUUGGGCAUAUGAGCGAUCCAACAGAAAUCCCAGGUCUCGCGCAUUUCUGCGAGCAUAUGCUCUUCCUUGGCUCGGAAAAAUAUCCAGAAGAAAAUGCAUACACACAGUUUAUUCAUGCACAUGGAGGCAUGUCCAAUGCGUUUACAUCUCUUGAGCACACAAACUUCUACUUUGAUGUCUCGCAUGAUCAUCUAGCUGCUGCAUUAGACCGGUUUGCACAGUUUUUUAUUUGUCCUCUCUUCACUGAGUCUGCCGCUGGUCGGGAAGUCAAUGCUGUUGAAUCAGAGAAUGUGAAGAAUUUAAAUUCUGAUACUUGGAGGUUGUUUCAGUUGGAGAAGAGCACGAGUGAUCCGACACAUCCAUACAGCAAGUUUGGGACAGGAAACAAGUCAACACUAGAAACAGAACCAACCAAGAACGGCAUCGACGUUCGAGACGCUCUCCUCAAAUAUCACGACCAAUUCUUCUCUUCAAACAUCAUGGCUCUUGUCGUCCUAGGAAAAGAGUCACUUGAUGACCUCACUCACAUGGUUGUUGAUCUCUUUACGUCAGUCGCCGAUCAGCAAGUUUCGAUUUCUUGUUGGAAUGAACAUCCUUACAGUGAUGAUUGUUUGCAGAUUCACUUGCGUGUGGUUCCUGUGAAGGACGUGCGAACAUUUCAGAUGAUAUUUCCUCUGCCUGAUAUGCAGCCGUACUACAAAACCAAUCCCACUCAUUAUGUUGCUCAUUUGGUGGGUCACGAGGGGCCUGGCAGUAUUCUCUCUCUUCUCAAAGCACGAGGUUGGAGUAACAGUCUACUGGCAGGGCCAAUGGCGGGUGCUAAAGGGUUUAUGUUUUUUAUGGUUCGAGUUGAUUUGUCAGAGGAAGGAUUAGCGCACACCAAUGAUAUAGCAACGAUAGUGUUUCAAUACUUGGCAAUGCUGAGAAGUCAAGAACCUCAAGAAUGGAUAUUCAAUGAAUGUGCAAAUCUCAACGCAAUUCAGUUUCGCUUUAAGGACAAGGCACGUCCCAUUCAAACAGUAUCUCAAACAUCAGCUCUACUGCAUGAAUUUUGUUUGCAAGAGGCUUUGUCUGGCCUUUAUCUGAUGGACGAAUUUAAACCCGAUCUCAUUCAAAUGGUCCUCUCCAAUCUAAUCCCUCAGCGUGUCAGGUUCAGGACCGUUUCCAAGCAUUUCGAAGGAAUCACUGAUCAGGUGGAGCCGUGGUAUGGCACUUCAUAUUCAAGAGAGAAAAUUCCACCCGAACUUAUCGAGGGAUGGAUUGAUAUCAAACCGAUCCCUGAAUUGCAUCUGCCGCCUGUCAACGAGUUUAUUCCUACCGACUUUAGUUUGCAUCCUCUACAGCCGGAAAGUCCGACUGUACCAGUACUCAUUAAGGACACGCCUUUCUGCAAGCUUUGGUUUAAACAAGACGACAGUUACUUUUUGCCAAAAUCGUGUCUUUACUUUGACAUCACAAGCCCUAUGGCUUAUCAGGAUCCCAUACAGUGUGUGAUGACUCACUUGUAUGUUGAGUUGGUGAAGGAUGCGUUUAAUGAGUAUGCGUAUGCGGCGGAUAUAAGUGGCAUAGAAUUUACACUGAAGAGUACGCAAUAUGGUAUGGAGCUUCGAAUUAAAGGAUACAAUGAUAAACAGCGUGUUCUACUUUCUAAACUUCUACAAAAGAAGGUCAACUGUACGAUCAAUGAGGAUCGAUUUCGAGAGAUUAAGGACAUUUACUUGAGAAGUCUGAAGAAUUUCAAGGCUGAGCCACCGCAUCAGCACGUGUUGUAUCACAUGACUUUUCUGUUGAUGGAGAAGGCGUGGAGCAAGGAAGAGCUGGCAGCAUGUCUGGAAGAUGUUACCGCAGCCGAUGUCCAAGCAUUUGUUCCCAGUUUGCUUAGUCAUCUUCAUUUUGAGUGUCUAUUUCUCGGUAAUCUCAGCAAGGAAGAAGCAUUGGAAAUCGCUGAAACAACAGAGAGCACGUUCACUGAGAAUAUGGGAACAAGAGCACUUCUACCUGAACAACUAGUACGUUACAGAGAAAUCGAUCUUCCAAGUGGUUCAUUUUAUGUAUUUCACAAACACAAUGAUGUACAUCCAAGUUCUUGUGUUGAAAUCUACUACCAAGCAGAUGUGCAGUCGACUCGUACAAACAUGAUGCUGGAGUUGUUCUGUCAUAUUAUCAAAGAGCCGUGCUUUAAUACACUUCGUACACAAGAGCAAUUAGGAUAUCUUGUUCACUCCGGUUAUCGGCGAGCGAAUGGCAGUCAGGGCUUGCGAUUGCUCAUACAGUCAGAGCACAAUCCACUUUACAUCGAGUCUAGAAUCGAAGCAUUUUUGAAGAGUGUUGAGGUGUGUCUUGAGACAAUGUCGGACGAAGAGUUUCAAAGACAUGUGCAGGCGUUGGCUGUGGAGAGGCUUGAUAAAGCAAAGCAGUUGACUGAUGAGUGUAACAGGCAUUGGAAGGAGAUCGUUACUCAGCAGUAUAAUUUUGAUCGUGACAAUAUUGAGGUCUCGUUUCUCAAUACUAUUACUCUGAAUGACAUCAGACACUUCUACAAGGAAAUGCUGAACAUUCAAGCACCACAAAGACGGAAAUUGUCUGUACAUGUGCAUGGAACAAGAAGCAGAGAGAAUGAAGAAGUCGACGGCAUCUCUAAACAAAGUCAGAACGAAGCCACAGCGGCAUCUCCUUCACUACAACCAAGUGUCAUCGAAGAUGUUUACCAGUUUAAAGCAAGCCUGCCACUACGUCCUCGUCUAAUGCCAUACUCCCAGAUCGCCAAGCUUUGAUCAUUGACCAAAUAAGGUAUCGACUAUAUAAGGAAUUUGGUUGUUAUCACGUGACCAUUAGGCAUUUUAAAAUGGAUAUUUAGAUAGUGUGAAAUAAUUGUUUGGCGUCUUUGAUACGAGUACAAAUCAGUAGUAAUUGAAAUCUGCAACAUUUAGUUUACGUCA